Messenger RNA from Suricata suricatta (meerkat), 1399 nucleotides. It is a transcript of the gene SH2D4B, whose product is annotated as SH2 domain containing 4B. Bases 1 to 1089 code for a protein of 362 amino acids. Lineage: Eukaryota; Metazoa; Chordata; Mammalia; Carnivora; Herpestidae. The transcript has 7 exons. The record is from RefSeq and is a predicted model, not a curated record. Gene Ontology annotation, cellular component: cytoplasm.
AUGCUGCAGCAGAUUCUGCACGACAUGUACAUCGACCCUGAACUCCUGGCCGAGCUCAGUGAUGUGCAGAAGCAUAUCCUCUUCUACAAAAUGCGAGAGGAGCAGCUGCGACGCUGGAGGGAGCACGAGGCUUGGGAGGCCCUGGCCGAGGCAGAGGGCCUCAGGCCCCCGAAAGUCAAGCGAGGUACGUGGCUGGGCGCAGCAAGUGACAAGCACAUCCAGUGGCUCCUGGGGGCAGAUGGCGAAGUCUGGGUCUGGAUCAUGGGAGAAGGCCCUGGCGACAAGCCCUAUGAAGAGAUCUCUGAGGAGCUGAUUGCGGAGAGGGCGCGGCUGCAGGCGCAGAGGGAGGCCGCGGAGCUCUGGAGACAGAAGGAGGCAGAAAUCACCAAGAAGUUUCGAGAUGCUCUGGCCAAUGAGAAAGCCCGGAUCCUGGCGGAGAAGUGGAAGGUGGAGAUGGAGGACCGGAAGGCUGCCAAAAUCCUGGAGGAGCGCAUCCACGAGGAGUUCAAGAGGAAAGAGGAAGAGGAGAGGAAGCGGGGAGAGGAGCAGAUUCGCCUCCAGGAAGAGCAGAGGGCGAAGGAACUCUACUGGACCCUGAAGCAGGCCCAGCUGCAGAGCGCCGCCUGUGAGAAGGAGGAGCGGGAGUGGGAGGAGCAGCUGCGCCGGUCCAAAGUCGCUGACGAAGAGAGGAGCCGCCGAGCCCAGCGCGCCAGGGAUGAGUACCGGCGCCACUCACUCCGAGCCAUCCAGAAGGGCACUGUUGCUGGCCUCAGUUCCAUGUUCCGAGAGCUUGGCCAGAGCCAUGAGCAGGAGGCCAGACUUUACCACCCGCUUCCCAGCCCAGGGCCACCACCACCCCUCGCUGUACCUGUCAGGACUUGGGCGCGCCCACUGAGGCCUGUCUCCAGGGAAGUCAUAGUCCGCUGGUUUAAGGAGGAGCAGCUGCCCCGCCGGGCUGGCUUUGAGAGGAACACCAGAUCCAUCGCCCCCUGGUUCCACGGAGGAAAUUAUCACGGUUUCGGGGGGAGAACUACUUCAGGAACCCUGUGGACAGAGGGACAGCCCGCCAGACUACCAUCUGUUAUUUGAAUGAUUUUUUUCUCCCUUAUCAAUCGGACUUCUUUGGGCAUCCAGUUUUUGAGCUUGACUUAAGAAUUUCCCAGCUCAAAUCCUUCCUUAUGGCCUUCUGGAAGAUCCACCACUAUCCAGUGGAUUAAAUAGAUUAGUAUGCCUCAAGGGAUACGAAAUAUAUGGCAUAUGAGCUAUUGGUCCCUGUCCCGAUGCCCAGGACAGAAAUUGCAAAUAGCUGAUGCAACUCUUUCUGAAGAGUUUAGUUAUGACUUCAGAAGAUGAAGUCUACCAUGGCUGCCCUAAAUUGAGCUCCUAGAGCACGUGGACC